AUAAUUAGCUCAAAACUUCUUCAUCUUUAGGAAAAGAAAAAUUCCUUAAAAUUCAAAAAAAGAAAAAUGUACCAACAAACAACAUCAACCAUCUCAGAUUCUGAUCUUUCCAUCCUUGAAAACAUCAAAUUCCAUCUUGUUAAUGAUUCUGAUUUUUCUCAAAUCCUUUCAAUGUUUGAUCCGAUCAAUAUUAGUAAUGUAGAAAUUCUUAAUAGCCCGAAUUCGAGUUAUGGUAGCUCAACAUCAGCAGGAGAAAUUAGUUGGGGAGGUACGGUAACUAAUAUCGAUAUCCCGUGGCAAUAUGUCGAUAAAUCGGAGCAUGAGGAGGUAGCAAACGAGGAGCCUAUAGUGGCAUGUGGUGUGCACGCGCCUGGGGAUUGGAACCGGUACAGGGGUGUCAGGCGGAGGCCGUGGGGUAAGUUCGCGGCGGAGAUAAGAGACCCCGAUAGGAAAGGCGCUAGGCUUUGGCUAGGAACUUACCAGACACCCGAGGAUGCAGCAUUGGCUUAUGACCAAGCCGCUUAUAAGAUCCGUGGCUCUAAAGCUCGGCUCAAUUUCCCUCAUUUAAUUGGCUCAGACAUAUCUAAGCCGGUUAGAGUGGCUCAGCGGAGGCGUGCCACUCUCUUAGAAAAUACCCCUUCAAAGAAGAGAAAAUUAUAAAUUAGCUAAAAAUUAAAUUAGAGGCAUUUUUUGUAUUACUCAUAGAGGUGUAUUGUUAAUUAGUUUAGAUUGCUUGGUCUGGUGCCCAUAUGAUAUUGUUAAUUAUAUCAUAUGGCAGUUUAUGUAGUUAAAUUCUAGAAUUAAACAACUCUGAAUCUGCAUCUUAAAUUUAUUGACACUUCUAAUAGUUCUCCUUUGAUGGAGUUUAUGUAUGAUUUCUAAAGGCAUAAUAUAUAAAUAUG
This is a messenger RNA of Solanum dulcamara, 902 nucleotides long. RefSeq names its product ethylene-responsive transcription factor 1-like. NCBI's taxonomy places the organism in Eukaryota, Viridiplantae, Streptophyta, Magnoliopsida, Solanales, Solanaceae. Gene Ontology annotation, biological process: ethylene-activated signaling pathway; regulation of DNA-templated transcription. Gene Ontology annotation, molecular function: DNA-binding transcription factor activity; DNA binding. The coding region runs from base 67 to 660 and encodes 197 amino acids. The transcript has a single exon. The record is from RefSeq and is a predicted model, not a curated record.